Messenger RNA from Prunus dulcis (almond), 1834 nucleotides. RefSeq names its product short-chain dehydrogenase/reductase family 42E member 1. The coding region runs from base 150 to 1610 and encodes 486 amino acids. The transcript is spliced from 5 exons. The record is from RefSeq and is a predicted model, not a curated record. Lineage: Eukaryota; Viridiplantae; Streptophyta; Magnoliopsida; Rosales; Rosaceae. Gene Ontology annotation, biological process: steroid biosynthetic process. Gene Ontology annotation, molecular function: 3-beta-hydroxy-Delta5-steroid dehydrogenase (NAD+) activity.
GUGCGUGCACCAACGUCACAGCAGAUCAAAUUCUUAUACUUUCUCCACCAUUUUGUUGUGACCUGACUUGUGUGUGAGAGAGUCUUCUUCUGAGUCGGUCUUUGAGUUCGAUUCGAGUAAACAAUAAGAAAGAAGGAAAGCAAGAAAAGAUGCACUUAAGCGAAAAUGAAGGCAUAGAAGGCAACACUUUUGUGGUGACGGGGGGGUUGGGGUUUGUGGGCUCCGCACUCUGCUUGGAGCUGCUUCGAAGAGGGGCUCACCAAGUCCGAGCCUUUGACCUCCGAACGACCUCCCCUUGGUCCGCCAAUCUCCGCCAACACGGCGUCCACUGCGUCCAAGGGGAUGUUACCCAUAAAAAAGAUGUUGAAAAGGCUCUGCGCGGAGCAGACUGUGUGUUCCACCUUGCUUCAUAUGGCAUGUCAGGGAAAGAAAUGCUGCAGUUUGGUCGUGUUGAUGAGGUCAAUAUAAAUGGAACCUGUCAUAUAUUAGACGCUUGUCUCGAGUUUGGGAUCCAAAGGCUUGUUUAUGUGAGCACGUACAAUGUUGUGUUUGGGGGAGAGGAGAUUGUCAAUGGGAAUGAGGCCUUGCGCUACUUCCCCAUUGAUAACCAUGUCGACCCGUAUGGCCGUAGUAAAUCAAUUGCCGAGCAGUUGGUCCUCAAGUACAAUGCUCGUCCCUUCAGGAAGAAGAGUGGGAAGUGCCUUUACACCUGUGCAGUUCGUCCAGCUGCUAUCUAUGGUCCAGGUGAAGAAAGGCACCUUCCAAGGAUAGUGUCUCUGGCAAAGUUAGGCCUAGUUCCAUUCAAAAUUGGCGAAGCAAAUGUGAAAACAGAUUGGAUUUAUGUCGAUAACCUCGUACUUGCACUGGUAAUGGCAAGCAUGGGACUUUUGGAUGACAUUCCUGGGAGAGAUAAAGAAAGACAUCCCAUAGCUGCUGGUCAGCCAUAUUUUGUAUCCGAUGGGUCUCCAGUCAACACCUUUGAGUUCAUCCGACCUCUGCUGAGAAGCUUGGAUUAUGACCUACCAAAGGCCUCCUUGUCUGUACCUCGUGCUCUUUCUUUAGGAAAGGUUUUUUGGGCUGUCUAUACUAUCUUGUAUCCAUGGUUAAAUCGAUGGUGGCUUCCUCAGCCAUUGAUCCUUCCUGCUGAAGUAUACAAGGUUGGUGUUACCCAUUACUUCUCUUUCCUUAAAGCAAAGGAGGAGCUUGGCUUUGUCCCAAUGGUGACUCCUCGAGAGGGAAUGGCUGCUACGAUCUCAUACUGGCAGGAGAGGAAAAGGAAAACUCUGGAUGGGCCUACAAUAUAUGCAUGGCUAUUUUGUGUGCUUGGAAUGGCCACACUAUUCUGUGCUGCUUAUCUGCCAGACAUUGGACCUGUGCCACUCUUCAGAGCUAUUAGCCUCUUCUUUCUCCGGUCAAUGAGAGUAGUUAGGACAACGUUUCUCCUAGCUGCAGCAGCACAUAUUGGAGAGGCUGUAUACGCGUGGAAGCUGGCAAAAAGGGUGGACCCUGCUAACUCAAGAGGAUGGUUUUGGCAGACCUUGGCUCUUGGGUUUUUUUCAUUACGUUUUCUGUUGAAGAGAGCACGGAAGGCAAGAGCUCCUCGUCACUAGUGCAUGCCUGUAGUGUUCGUAGAAUUUUAUAAGAUAGUGGUUUUAUGUAUGUUCUGUAUGAGAGAACAUGGUUUUAUGUACGUACAAUGCAAUACAUGUGUCUCUUACAAAAGGGUUGAAGCGAUGUGAUUCUCACAGUUUCAAAGUUUCCAGAGAUGGAAAUUCGUACGUUUGAUUAUAGUUUGGUUCGUUACUUAAAUAUCCCAAGCGAUUUGGCACUCCCA